AAAUGGAUAUUUUUUCAUAAGAAGACAUGAACAGAAUACAAUUAUUUAAAUAUUUUUCAACUUUAAACAAAGUAAAAUAAAAAAAAUCUAAUAAAACAAAAAAAAAACUAAAAGAACUAUUAACUUUCAAAACAAUAAUCUACAAAUACCAAAAAAGUAGCUUCUUAUAUGAAAACAGCAGAUAAUCAAACUCAAAAACCUAUAUAAGAACAACCAUUAGAACAAGCCAUAGCCCAAAAGCGUAAAUACGAAGAUAUGUUAAAGGCCUACGAGCCAAAAACAGUAGAAUAAAACUGGAUGAAAUACUGGGAAAACUAAAAGUUCUUCCAUGCAAACCCCUAAAACGUUCUUAACAGUUCCAAAAAGGCAUAUGCAAUGGUUAUUCCUCCCCCAAAUGUAACUGGUUAUCUACAUAUAGGUCAUGGAUUGACCUCAGCAGUUGAAGAUAGUAUUAUUAGAAGAAAAAGAAUGCAAGGAUACGAGACUUUAUAUCUUCCGGGAGUUGAUCACGCAGGAAUUGCCACACAUACAGUUGUAGAAAAACAAUUGAUGAAAGAAGAAGGAAAAACAAGACAUGAUAUUGGAAGAGAUGCUUUUGUCUAAAAAAUAUGGACUUGGAAAGAAAAACACGGAAAUGUAAUUACAAAUUAAUUAAGAAAAGUCGGAAGUAGUUUAGAUUGGGAUAGAUUCCAUUUCACAAUGGAUGAUUAAUUAAGUAUAGCCGUAAAAGAAGCAUUCGUCCGACUUUCCGAAAAAGGAUUAAUUUAUAGAUCUAAUAGAUUAGUAAAUUGGUCGUGUGCUCUAAAAACAGCCAUAAGUGACGUUGAAGUAACACACGAGAAAAUCGAAGAACCUAUACUUAAAGCAAUACCUGGACACACUGGAAAAUACGAAUUUGGUGUUCUAAUACAUUUUUCUUACAAAAUAAAAGAAAAUCCUUCAUAAGAGAUUAUUGUAGCCACAACUCGUAUUGAGACAAUGCUAGGAGAUGUUGCAGUCGCUGUUCAUCCAGAUGAUAAAAGAUAUUAACAUUUAAUUGGAAAAGAAUUAAUUCAUCCUUUUAUUCCUGAAAGAAAAUUAAUAGUUAUAGCAGAUGCAGAAUUAGUAUAAAUGGAUUUUGGUACUGGUGCUGUUAAAAUAACCCCCGCCCAUGAUCCUAAUGAUUAUUUAUGUGGAGAAAGACAUAAUUUACCAAAAAUAAACUUAUUCGAUGACUAUGGUAUUAUAAAUGAAAAUGGAGGACCCUAUAAAGGCCUUAAAAGAUUCGAUUGUAGGAAUAAAAUAGUCGAAGAUUUACAAAAAAUAGGUCAAUAUAAAGACAAAAGUAAAAACCCAAUGUCUAUAGGUCUAUGCUAGCGUUCUGGUGAUGUCAUAGAGCCUUUAUUGAGACCUUAGUGGUAUAUAAAAUGUACUGAUAUAGCCAAAAGAAUGUGCGAUGUCGUCGAAAAUGGUGAAUUAAAAAUUCACCCAUAAGGCGAAUUCGACAAGAACUGGUUCUAAUUUAUGAGAAACCCCCAAGACUGGUGUAUUUCCCGACAACUAUGGUGGGGACAUAGAAUUCCAGCUUAUUUAUUCAAGCUUAAAUCCUCCUAAACUAUCCCCGAUUCUUCCAAUUAAGAAAACUGGAUAGUAGCCCGUACAAAAGAGCAAGCUUUAAAAAUUGCCGCCUCAAAAUUAAAUACAUAAGAGUCCGAAAUUGAACUAAUUUAAGACGAAGAUGUGCUCGAUACAUGGUUUUCCUCUGCCCUUUUCCCUUUUUCUACUAUGGGAUGGCCUAAUAUUGAGAACCCAGACUACAAAGCCUUUUAUCCUAACCAAAUAUUAGAGACUGGAUGGGAUAUAUUAUUCUUUUGGGUAGCCAGAAUGGUUAUGAUGGGUCUAAUUUUAAUUGAUAAACUCCCUUUUACUGAUGUAUUUUUACAUCCCAUGAUCAGAGAUUCUCAAGGAGAAAAAAUGUCCAAAUCAAAGGGAAAUGUAAUCGAUCCUUUAGAAAUAAUUGACGGAUGUUCCCUUGAUAAACUAGUAAAUAAGAUCUUGGAAGGCAACCUCGACAAAAAAGAGCAAAACAGGGCCAUAUAACUAAAAAAAAAAGAAUACCCUGAAGGUUUUCCAGAAUGUGGUUCCGAUGCUUUAAGAUUUGGUCUCUUAGCCUAUAUGUAAUAAGCCCGAAACAUUAAUUUAGAUAUCAAAAGGGUAAUCGGAUAUAGAGAAUUCUGUAAUAAAAUAUGGUAAAGUGUUAAAUUUGGUCUAAUGUAUAUUCCCAGAGAAAAUUUCAUAUAUACCAGAAACGAAUACUUCUAAAAUCCCUCUAAUCUACAGAACUUAACUUUCCUUAAUAAAUGGAUACUUACUAGAUUUAAUUAAGCUUCCAAAAAUAUAAAUGAAGCUUUUGAUAAAUACGAUUUCGGAAAUGCCACUAUUUUCUUCCAAAACUUCUGGAAAUAUGAGUUUUGUGAUAUUUAUUUAGAAGCCGUUAAACCUAUUUUAUCUUCCAAAAAUAAUAAUAAUUAAAACAAUAAUGCUUAAUAAUAGACUAUAUUCGUACUGUUUUACAUACUUGAAAGUGGUUUAAGGUUACUUCACCCUAUGAUGCCUUUUAUUAGUGAGGAAUUAUAUUAGAAACUACCUUCUUUUUCCCAAAAACAAGACUCUAUUUGUAUUAAUCCAUACCCAGAGUACAAUACCUAAUUCGAGUUCCCUAUUAUAGAUAAUUAAUUCAAUCAUGUAAAUAAUAUUGCUAAAGUGGUUAGAUAAUUAGUAAAUAAUCUCAAUCUUCCUAAAAGUGCUUAACCUGCUUCUUAUAUUAUAGUUCUUAAUAAAAACGAAGAACUCAAAAAUUUAAUAAAAAAUGAACAAUUACUUAUUUGUACUUUAUCAAGAGUAAACUCCAUUUAACUUAUUGAAAAUGAAAGCGAAGUACCUAAAGGAUGCGUUCCAAGUGCAGUAGGUGGCAAUGCAAUAGUUUAUGUGAAUGUAAAAGAAUUUCUUGACGUUAAAUAAGAGAUUUCUAGAUAAUAAACUAAAUUGGCUUAAGCCGAAAAAAUGCUUGAAAAUUAAUUGAAAAAAAUGAAUAUUCCUAAUUAUGAAGAUAAAGUUCCGGAAAAUAUAAAAGCUGAAAAUCAAGAAAAAGUUACUAAUUUAAAUAGCGAAAUUAAGCUUUUAUAGGAAACAAUAGAAGUAUUAAAAUAGUUUUGAGAUUUUUAUAAAAUAUAUAUAUAUAUAUAUAUUUUUUUAAUAUUUAAAAGAAAAAAAGA
Ichthyophthirius multifiliis is the source of this 3254-nucleotide messenger RNA. RefSeq names its product valyl-tRNA synthetase, putative. Gene Ontology annotation, biological process: valyl-tRNA aminoacylation. Gene Ontology annotation, cellular component: cytosol; cytoplasm. The transcript is spliced from 4 exons. NCBI's taxonomy places the organism in Eukaryota, Ciliophora, Oligohymenophorea, Hymenostomatida. The record is from RefSeq and is a predicted model, not a curated record. Gene Ontology annotation, molecular function: aminoacyl-tRNA deacylase activity; valine-tRNA ligase activity; ATP binding.